UUUUUUUUGAAUUUAGACUUAGACCUCGACGAGUCUCACUGGUGCUGACGCUGUCUCCGCACUACGUGGAGCAGAGAGCGAUUUACAAAGCAACCAUGUAUAGAAUGGCCAUUGAUUUUUUUAUUUUGAAUUAUAUUGCAUGUCGAAUCAAUCAUGUCACACAAUAACACGUGCAGUUGGAGAGUUGUUGCAUAGAUGUCUUCAGAUUCUAUGCAGUCAAUAUGCGAUGCAACAGUCCUCGGCCCAGGCACCGUCAGAAAUCAUUAUUGCUUCGCUUAUUACCGUGUCUGCCAAGGCCAACAGCGUUUGACAAUAACAAUCCCAAUCUUGUGAUAUCAGCAGACAUCCAUCUCAAUACAAUCAAGUAAAAAUCGCCAUCCAGCGCUGGCAUGUGAAAAUCCAAUUCGAGCCAGGGGUCGACGUUGCAUGUGAUUGCGCUGCAUCCCUCGCAUCUCGGCGAAAAUACGCGACUGGCGCAUGCGAUUUCUGCCGCCCCAGCGGUUCAUCGGUUGGGGGGAUUUGCGCCCGAUGCGGCAAGCGGUGUCUUAACCCCCGAAGCUAUGCGUCAUUGGAGAUGAGCUUGGCACACGAGCUGCAGGUCGUUUUUCCUGUUCCCUGUUCUUGCAGCAAGGAUAGAUAAGACAUACGGCAUACUGUACAGGAUAUAUAUAUAGCAGGCCCUCCUUUUUUUUUUUUUUUUCGCUCAGACUGUAUAUGCUUCGACUCUGCGGCUCUCGCGUCGGCUUCUUUCUGCGGAUUUCACAGCUCAAAUCCCUGCAUCGUUGCAACAGCAGCUACUCCCCCCUCAACACAACAGCGGGCAAGAUGGCGUUCCUCGGCGGCUACGAGAAGAAGCACAAGGUCACCAUUGUGGGAUCUGGUAACUGGGGGUCUACCAUUGCAAAAAUCGUUGCCGAAAACACGCGAGCGAACAAGGAUGUCUUUGAGGAGGACGUCCAGAUGUGGGUGUUUGAGGAGGACGUCACCAUCGCCAAGGACUCCAAGCACUACGACGAAUCCAUCGGCGACGCUCCCCAGAAGCUGACCCACGUCAUCAACAAGUACCACGAAAACGUCAAGUACCUGCCCGGCAUCACCCUCCCCAGCAACAUCAUCGCCAACCCCUCCCUCGUGGACGCCGUCCAAGACUCGUCGAUCCUCAUCUUCAACCUCCCCCACCAGUUCAUCCGCAACGUCUGCAACCAGAUCCGCGGCAAGAUCCUGCCCUUUGCGCGCGGCAUCAGCUGCAUCAAGGGCGUCAACGUGUCCGACGACGGCGUCAGCCUGUUCAGCGAAUGGAUUGGCGACGGCCUCAGCAUCUACGUCGGCGCGCUGAGCGGGGCCAACAUCGCCAGCGAGAUUGCCGCGGAGAAGUGGUCCGAGACAACCAUUGCCUACGACCCGCCGCCAAUGGACAACAGCAGGGCGCCCACGCCGCGGUCCCAGAGCCCCGGCCUGACCAUGACCGUCACGGAGCCGCCUGCCGACAUGCAGCACCGCGAUGCCAGGGGCCGCAAGUCCAAGACCAAGCUGACGCCCGUGCCCGCAGAGUAUCCCCCGCUCGACCACGCCUGCUUCCAUUCGCUCUUCCACCGCCCUUACUUCCACGUCGAGAUGGUCUCUGACGUUGCUGGCGUGUCCCUUGGCGGUGCGCUGAAGAACAUUGUUGCCCUCGCUGCGGGCUUCGUUGACGGCCGCGGCUGGGGUGAUAAUGCCAAGGCCGCUGUGAUGCGAAUUGGCUUGAUGGAAAUGGUCAAGUUUGGCAAGGAGUUCUUUGGGGAGACUGUGCACACUGCGACUUUCACCGAGUCAUCUGCCGGUGUUGCCGACUUGAUCACCUCUUGCUCUGGAGGUCGAAACUUCCGAUGCGCAAGAAAGGCGGUUGAAAAGGGCAUCACCGUCGACGAGGUGGAGAAGCAGGAUCUAAACGGCCAGAAGCUCCAGGGCACCAGCACGGCGUUUGAGGUCAACAGCUUCCUCACGGCCCGUGGGCUGGAGAAGGACUACCCGCUGCUGACGGCCGUCAAUGCUAUUCUGCUGGGCAAGGCGAGCGUUGACGACAUUCCCAGCCUGGUUUCCGACACUGAGCGAAAACAACCCCUUCCAUGAGUGUGUUUAUGAAUAUAUGAAUGGACAUGUUGUAAAACGAAAAAGAAAAAAAAAUGAAAAUGAAAAAACAAGCAUGCAAUGUUAGGCAUAGCGAUGAGGCGAGAAGAGACUGGGCGGGGGAGGCGUUUUAGGCUGAAUGUCAUGAACGGUAGAUUUGCCUGGGCAUUUUUAUUUGUUUUUGCCUUUUACAAAUAUUUUGAUUGAUGAGAUGGUUCAAUCUGAUUUGUUCAAACUGUUACUGUUGCUUCUGUCUUAUUUGAACUCUUUGUCCUGUAUUCGGCGUAAAAAGGUCACCAGAAUUGUGUAGAUUGUACG
Trichoderma atroviride IMI 206040 is the source of this 2424-nucleotide messenger RNA. RefSeq lists its product as uncharacterized. Gene Ontology annotation, molecular function: NAD binding; glycerol-3-phosphate dehydrogenase [NAD(P)+] activity. The record is from RefSeq and is a predicted model, not a curated record. Lineage: Eukaryota; Fungi; Ascomycota; Sordariomycetes; Hypocreales; Hypocreaceae. Gene Ontology annotation, biological process: glycerol-3-phosphate catabolic process. Gene Ontology annotation, cellular component: cytosol; glycerol-3-phosphate dehydrogenase (FAD) complex; nucleus.